GGGCCCAGCAGUUCAUCAUCGGCCAUUGCGCUGCCUGCCAUCGACCCGUCCGACCUCUUUUACUUUUGGCCGGCUGCACAUCAACCUCCCGACUUCCGCCUCGCACGCUCUUUACCAGUUUUCUUUUCCGUCUGUCGCAAAGGGUUCACCUUUUCUGUCACUCGCUUUUAAUCUAAUCUUCUCAACAUGUUGUCCCGUAGUACUUGGGGCGCGACGUCCUCGUUACUAUUACUCGCUUUGUCCCGCUUCUCCAACGCUGCCUGCGAAUGUGGCUACUCGGUUAACAGCACAAGCGACUCUUCCUAUGCCGUCUUCACAGAGCUCAUGGAGAACGACUUUCUACACACUUCCACCGAUGACUUGAAAGAGGUCGGCUGGCAGCCGCAGGAAUACAAUGUUACUUCGCAGAAUGCUAGAGGGCCUUUUGGAAAGAGUAUGGAGUUGACCAACAUUGUCACGAACCCGUUCAAGAACAAGAAGGGUUGGUCGGGCGAUGCAGAGCAUGGCGGUGAUGCCGGACUAGAGUUAUGGGUUCGCGGAGACCAUCAAGAUGGCCUUGUUAGCGGUGCCGAGCUUGUCACCAUGCGCAACGACUCUCUACUUGGAAGCUUCCGUGUCGGCAUGAAGCUCUCGAACUCCUCUGGAACGUGCGGCGCUUUCUUCUUCUACCACAACAACUCACAAGAAAUUGACAUGGAAUUCCUUUCUCAUCAGUUCAACAACUCGCAAGGCUCCGUGAACCUCGUUCUCCAAAGCCCAGAAUCUGUUACGCACGGCUUCGCUGCUCAAGGAACAAACGGCUUCGAAGUUCUGGCUCUCCCUUUCCGCCCGGACGAAAUGUUCCACGAGUACCGUUUCGACUGGACCGCUAACCGUGUCGCCUUUUACGUCGACGGUGUGUUUCUCCACGAGAUGACCGAGAACAUUCCCACGGAGAGCGGUGGCAUCUUCCUAAACCACUGGAGCAACGGUGACCCAUCAUGGUCUGCUGGACCCCCGGAUCGCGACACCGUCAUGACCAUCUCGUACAUGAAGUCAUACUUCAACUCGACCGACACCGAGCGCUCUCAAAACGACUACAAGAAGCGUUGCCCUCAAUAUGACCCGGCCAAGGUCUGUGCCAUCCCCAGCCAGAUGAGCCCACCGGAUCAGAGCAAGGGUCCCGAAGCAGCGAAAACCUACUUCUUCUCGCAAGAUGGAGACGAUAUGACACCCGGUCAAACAACCUUCACCGGCAGCGCGACCAGCAUAUUCGGUGCGCAGUCAUUAUCGAUCGCGGUCCCAUUACUCGUCACGCUUCUCGGCUUAAUACUGGCGUAAUAGACAUUUUGGGACAGUUAACACCGCUUCUCAUCGCAAGCGCUUGUUCCAUAUACCCGGGUUCAUGGGCUGGGAACUUUCACGAGCAUACGACCACUUCUUCAGCGUUCUUGGAGUAAUUUGACUACUGCAGUCCGACUUCUACUUUUCACUUCGACUUCUCUCCGGGCCCGUCUUUGCACCGCCCCCACACCUUUUCUUUGAUUCAGCAACAUACUCGUGGCGCAACACCGCCUGUAGUGUCUUUACUAUUUUAUAUUUU
Molecule: messenger RNA, 1582 nt
Organism: Alternaria rosae
Lineage: Eukaryota; Fungi; Ascomycota; Dothideomycetes; Pleosporales; Pleosporaceae
Product: concanavalin A-like lectin/glucanase domain-containing protein
Exons: 3
Coding region: 187-1320 (377 amino acids)
Biological process (GO): carbohydrate metabolic process
Molecular function (GO): hydrolase activity, hydrolyzing O-glycosyl compounds
Source: RefSeq, a predicted model, not a curated record